AUUUAAAGGGUUAAACGCGGACGCGUCGCCGAGCGAAACGCGAUAACGGUGACAUCAGGGCUCUUAGUUGUCUCCUACACGCGCAGAGUAAGAUAACUCGGCGCAGACGCGCGUCGACCUUGUAGCCUCCAGACGCGCGGCGCAGGAUUUUGCGCACUGAAGUCGAGCUGAGGGGAGCGCACAGCGGGCGCGCGUGCGGGCGGCUGUCUUGACUGCCUCUGGGAUACGGGCUCACUUGGCUGUACUUCACCGAGCGCCUCCACAUCUUAUUACUGACGUUUCCCCGGAUUAAGUAGGCUAAGCGCGGGCCGCCGUUCAUUUCGCUGUGUCUCGACGCGCAACUUAGAGGAGCGUCGCCGCAACUGAGCCGCGUUUGAAGAGAAAACAAAGAGUCCCAGCUGCUCGGGGAGAAUUCUCACAACAUCCCGACACACGGAGACGUUCUGAGGGGAUUUAAGGACUCUUUGCUAUAAAUGGAUUGAACGAGGAUGAUUCCAGCCGUCGCGCCCGAAUAAGUGAGGUAUAGCCUUUUCUAUUCGGCGAUCACAGCGAUGCUUCAGCGGCACGCGCGUCUGCCCCUCUCCAAAUCUUCCAGAGAGGAUUUAAGCCGCGCUCAUCUUGAAUAAGUCGAGAGAAGUCGUUGACGAUGAGCGCCCUGCGAACCCUGCUGUUUCUGUUCCUCCUGCACCAGGUCGCAUGCAGGAAGGUGCACGGAGGAGCCACGGAGCUCAUCGAGUGGGCGGACGCUAACAAUGAACAGAAGAUUUCUCCCACGGGGGCCAGUCCGCGGAUCCUCAACCCUCUGCGUUUGUUUGCCAAGGGCUCCCCCGGGUUCAAGAGCAGCAUGAGGGAAAUAACGUAUUUACAGGACAUGGAGGACUUCUGGGACUGGUUAUCUAACCAGACAGAUGUUCAAGUUGCCCAGGCCAGAACUAAACGCCGGCCCAUCGUCAAGACUGGCAAGUUCAAAAAGAUGUUCGGGUGGGGGGACUUCCACUCCAACAUCAAGACUGUAAAGCUCAACGUGCUGAUCACGGGGAAGAUCGUGGACCACGGGAACGGCACGUUCAGCGUUUACUUCCGCCACAACUCCACGGGUCUGGGGAACGUGUCGGUGAGCCUGGUGCCCCCCUCCAAGGUGGUGGAGUUCGAGAUCGCCCAGCAGACCACGCUGGAGACCAAAGACACCAAGUCGUUCAACUGUCGCAUAGAGUACGAGAAGACGGACCGCAACAAGAAGACGUCCCUGUGCGGCUACGACCCGUCCAAGAUGUGCUACCAGGAGCAGAUGCAGAGCCACGUGUCCUGGCUGUGCUCGAAACCCUUCAAAGUCAUCUGCAUCUACAUAGGCUUUUACAGUGUAGACUAUAAACUGGUGCAGAAGGUUUGCCCUGACUACAACUACCACAGUGACACACCUUACUCCUCCACAGGAUGACCCAGCUGCCGCCAAUAAAACAAGCAUCCGACCUUUUGUUUUACCUUCGAGUAGAGAUGUCAACUUCUAAGCCCCUUGUCCCGAAACACCUACCGGUUCCCUCUGAGUUGCAGACGAGCGUAGACAUGGAACACCUGGGAUAGUCAUAGGUGUCCAGGGACUCGGUUUUAGGAGUUGACUCGGGAUUCAGAGCUAGCUAUCAACUCGGGGUGACUCCUCCUCAUCACAACAGCACAUGUUCUCUGUAAACAACUGGAAUAAUUAGCCUCUCAUCCAGAUGUUUCCCUCAAGGCCAGGCCACGGGCGUGCAAACCUCCGAGAGAGGGGGGGGGAGUGGGGUUCUGCCAGUGCCGCGUCGACUCCAGCAUUGUCAAACAAUUCCCUCACCUCAUUUACACAGUCACUUAUGAGAUGAAACAAGAAAAGACUUUCAAUCAUGUUAAUAAUUGCACCAUCAGGACAUUUGAAUUGCUAUUCAAUAAGGCAUAAAAUUAAAUAUUCCCCAUUUGAAACAUUACCGCGUUUUGACUGAUUAGUCAAAGCGACCUGUUCAUUGCCUUCGAAGUGGAGCUAACAUCCAUUUAUACCUGUUAACAGAACACAGGCAGGACAGUGUCUGUUGUUUCGGAUUAGUUUGAUUAAUGUUUUUUUUUUUCAGGCAGCUCUGAAUAAUUAAUACAACUCAUCUCUGUUAUCACUCUCAAAUAAAGUGAAGUGAUUCAUUAAACCUAAACUCUAGCGUCGCCGGACAAAAUGAAUUGUCCCAAAAACCCUGAUCCAACAGCAACCUGGGAGCAUGAUCGUAAAUCACCACACGUAUGUACCUACUGUGGCGCCGGCUCGAGAGCAAACCGGCCGCCGGCUUGUUUGCUCCUUAAAACGCGUCGGUUCCCUGCUACUAUCAUAAGGCAUGUGUACGCUAAACUAGCCUGAAAUGCAGCAUCUGUGUUUGCAGGAUGCACUUUGAGGCAUAAGCCUGCCAAGCGAGCCCACAGUGGAUUAAUGUGUCAAGGGAGGCAGGGGGAGGGGAAGCGAUAAUUGCAGGACAGGUGGAUUUAGUGAGUCUGGCAGACAAUUAUCAGCACUUUGUCAUGGUCUUGCCACAAGCCCUGACAUUACCUGCCUUUAAUAGGCUUUAAUUAGCCUGGGAAAUUUCAUUUACCUAAGACCAAGAGUGGAAAAACCGAAAGCAGUAAAAAAAAAAAAGCAAAAGUACAGAAUCCGAGUGGAAUUUUAAUGAGAAGUGGGACUAGUAAGUUUUAAAAUGUCAGACAUUUCCCUAUUGUACAGCAGACUUAAAAUGACUAGCUUUGUGUGGGUGAACGUGGAGAACAUCCAGUCUUGUAGUAAAUGGUGUAAUGUGCUUUGAUUUAGCGAUCACUAAAACAUUUCUGAAACCCUCCGACAGAUAAUUCGCUGUAAAUGGUGUUGUUUGCACACAUGCAGGGUUUUUAGGGUAGGGCACAUGCAACGGACUAACCAAGCCCGUUACUUCUGACAGCUCCUUUUGCUGUAACGUCACGUCCUUCCUCACUGGCUGUACAGUAAAAAAACCCUGUCACGUCACACGCGUGGAGAAGACUACGAUAAGUAAAUACUUAAGUCUGAGUUGAUCUGUGUUGUUUUAUUUCUACUCCUUUGUGUAAAUGCUGUGUAUUAACGUGUAGCUCUAAAACUUCAAUGUAUUUAAUUCUGGCUUCAGAGUAAACAAUGUCAACUUAUUCUCAUUUUUCCAGAGAACUAUAUCAAUCAAAUAUACUGUUCCUCCUUUUUGGUGUUUGUUAAUCGAUAUCAUGUAGAUAAAUGUCAUGAUUAUUGCAGAGAUUUCCAUUUUUGUAAUCCUUGCAGUGUACCUCUUUUGAUUUCCUGCUUGCUUACUCUUGUUUGACCUGUUUCCCCCCCGUAGAACACCGCUGUGUCUGUAGUGUGAGAACAAAUGCUCAUUUUGGAUUUCAGAGGGGGCUCCCAUUGUCAAAAUGAAACUGUAAAGGUUAAACCUAGGUCGUUUUAUGGCAUUAAACCUUAUUUGAACUUGCUUACGGAA
Messenger RNA from Betta splendens (Siamese fighting fish), 3482 nucleotides. It is a transcript of the gene nxph2a, whose product is annotated as neurexophilin 2a. The transcript has 3 exons. Gene Ontology annotation, molecular function: signaling receptor binding. Bases 647 to 1438 code for a protein of 263 amino acids. The record is from RefSeq and is a predicted model, not a curated record. Lineage: Eukaryota; Metazoa; Chordata; Actinopteri; Anabantiformes; Osphronemidae.